This is a messenger RNA of Myiozetetes cayanensis, 4142 nucleotides long. It is a transcript of the gene DVL3, whose product is annotated as dishevelled segment polarity protein 3. Lineage: Eukaryota; Metazoa; Chordata; Aves; Passeriformes; Tyrannidae. Gene Ontology annotation, biological process: canonical Wnt signaling pathway; intracellular signal transduction. Gene Ontology annotation, cellular component: cytosol. The record is from RefSeq and is a predicted model, not a curated record. Bases 18 to 2252 code for a protein of 744 amino acids. Gene Ontology annotation, molecular function: frizzled binding. The transcript has 16 exons.
GGCCGGGCAGGGGCGCCAUGGCGGCGGCCGAGACGAAGAUCAUUUACCACCUGGACGAGCAGGAGACGCCGUACCUGGUGAAGCUGCCGAUCCCGGCCGAGCGCGUCACCCUCGGCGACUUCAAGGGCCUCCUCAACCGCCCCAACUACAAGUUCUACUUCAAGUCCAUGGACGACGACUUUGGGGUGGUGAAAGAAGAGAUCUCAGAUGACAAUGCCAAGCUUCCCUGCUUCAACGGCCGGGUGGUGUCAUGGCUGGUGUCUGCAGAGGGUUCCCACUCGGAUGCUGGCUCGGUCUGUGCCGAUAACCAGACAGAGCUGCCACCUUCCAUGGAGCGCACAGGAGGAAUUGGAGACUCCAGGCCCCCCUCUUUCCACCCUAACACCGGGGGGAGUCGGGAAAACCUGGACAAUGAGACAGAAACAGACUCAGUGGUGUCGUCGCAAAGGGAACGACCUCGUCGGACAGAUGGGCCUGAGCAUGCACCCAGGGUGAAUGGGACAGUGAAGGGAGAGCGGCGCCGAGACCUGGGCGGGUACGAGAGCUCCUCCACUCUCAUGAGCAGUGAGCUGGAGACCACCAGCUUCUUCGAUUCAGAUGAAGAUGACUCCACCAGCAGAUUUAGCAGUUCAACAGAGCAAAGCAGUGCUUCCCGUCUCAUGAGGAGGCACAAGCGGCGCCGGCGGAAACAGAAGGCUCCACGCAUCGAGCGGUCAUCGUCCUUCAGCAGCAUCACAGACUCCACCAUGUCCCUGAACAUCAUCACAGUCACGCUGAAUAUGGAGAAAUACAACUUUCUGGGCAUUUCUAUUGUGGGACAGAGCAAUGAGCGUGGCGAUGGAGGCAUUUACAUUGGCUCUAUCAUGAAGGGUGGCGCUGUGGCAGCUGAUGGCAGGAUUGAGCCAGGGGACAUGCUCUUGCAGGUAAAUGACAUCAACUUUGAGAACAUGAGCAACGAUGAUGCUGUGCGGGUGCUGAGGGAGAUUGUGCACAAACCGGGGCCCAUCACCCUGACGGUGGCUAAGUGCUGGGACCCCAGCCCACGGGGCUGCUUCUCGUUACCCAGGAGUAAGUGGAUAGCUGACCCACCCUUAACGCUGGUGCCCAGCUCAUUUGCUCCCCAGCGGAUCUGGGCUGGGCCAGACUCUCCAUGCUCGGAUCCGGGUGAGCCCAUCCGGCCCAUCGACCCGGCAGCCUGGGUGUCUCACACAGCAGCGAUGACUGGCACCUACCCAGCGUACGGUAUGAGUCCAUCCAUGAGCACAAUCACUUCCACCAGCUCCUCCAUCACCAGCUCCAUCCCAGAGACCGAACGCCUCGAUGACUUUCACCUGUCCAUCCACAGUGACAUGGCCACCAUUGUCAAAGCCAUGGCCUCACCAGAGUCAGGCCUCGAGGUGCGUGACCGCAUGUGGCUGAAGAUCACCAUCCCCAACGCUUUCAUUGGUUCAGACGUGGUGGAUUGGCUCUAUCACCACGUGGAGGGCUUUACAGACCGCCGUGAAUCCCGCAAAUAUGCCAGCAAUCUGCUGAAGGCUGGCUACAUCCGACACACCGUGAACAAGAUCACCUUCUCGGAGCAGUGCUACUACAUCUUCGGCGACCUCUGUGGAAACAUGGCUAAUCUCUCUCUUCAUGAUCACGACGGCUCCAGCGGUGCCUCCGAUCAGGACACUUUGGCUCCGCUCCCCCAUCCAGGAGCCGCACCCUGGCCUAUGGCUUUCCCGUAUCAGUAUCCACCACCUCAUCCAUACAACCCCCAUCCUGGCUUCCCUGACCCAGGCUACAGCUACGGAGGGGGCAGUGCAGGCAGCCAGCACAGUGAAGGGAGCCGAAGCAGUGGUUCCAAUCGCAGCGGCAGCGAGAGGAGGAAGGAGAGAGAGAAGACCGGGGAGUCGAAGUCAGGCGGCAGCGGGAGCGAGUCGGACCACACCACGAGGAGCAGCAUGAGGCGCGAGCGCGCGGCCAGCGAGCGCUCGGUGCCGGCCAGCCAGCACAGCCAGCGCAGCCAGCACUCCCUGGCUCACAGCAUCCGCAGCCACCACAGCCAGCAGUCCUACGGGCCGCCCGGCCUUCCCCCUCUCUUCAGCCCCCCCAUGUUGCUGAUGCCUCCACCACCUUCAGCCAUGGGGCCCCCCGGGGCGCCGCCGGGCCGUGACCUGGCCUCUGUGCCCCCCGAACUGACAGCCAGUAGACAGUCCUUCCGAAUGGCCAUGGGCAACCCCAGUGAGUUCUUUGUGGAUGUAAUGUGAAGCGCCCGUCCCCUGUCUGUCUGCUGCCCCUCCUUCCCCCCUCCAUCCCCGUCGUUUGUUUCCUAGGACCAGCCCUGGCUUCACCCCUUUUUUUGGUUGGUUUUUUUUUUUUUUGGUUUUGUUUUUCUUUUUUAUUUUGUUCUUUUUUUUUUGUCUUGAUAACGAAAAGAAAAAAAAGGGAAAAAAAAUAAUAAAUGGAACUAAACCUUGAUUCUAAUCCCUCCUCGAGUGGGGUGGACAGGCCUGGCAGGCCUGCUGGGUGCUGCCAGCCCAUCCCGCCACCAGACUUGUGUAUUGCCAAUGGUAAUUCCCUCCUGCCAUCCUCUCUAACCCCAUUAAUCUGCAUCCAUCCCAGCGCCCUGUGCUGCUUGCCCGUGUGUCGCUGCUGCCUCGGUCCUUCCGCCCUAAAUAUCUCUUCUUUCUUUUCACCCUUUUGUGUUUCUUCUAUCAAGCAGCAAAGAAUUACGGGGUGUUUGACUUUCUCUGAGCCUGCCGCCCGUGGGGGGGAGAGCUGGAGCGUGGCGUGGCCCGACAGCAGGACACGGAGCUCCAGGGGCGCUGGGCACGCAUGGCGCUGAAGAUGGCUUCUUUCCUCCCCCUCGCGGAAGAUGCCCUGCCCUUCCCACAGCCUUGAGAGGGGAGCAGGGACCAGCCUUAUAUAUGUAUUUUAAAUCCCGUUGUAGUUGCCUUUUGGCUAAUGCAUGAAUGUUCCAGGGCUUCAGUGCCUCUGGGGAGUGGGGAGAUGCUGCCACUUCCCUCUUGCCUCCCUUCUCUUGCCCACAUAUUGGGCCAGGUCCAAGCUUGACACUACGCCAUGGCAGGACCCUCCUUUUCCUUGCCCAGGCCACGAGGCUCAGGGCUGGGGCUGUACCUCUGUGUCCAGCCCGGAGCAGUGGUGAGUGCCUGUGCUCAGUCUCUUACGUAGCUCAGUGCCCUACGCCUGCCCUUGGGUACUUUGGGGGCAUUUAAGGGCAGAGCUCUGCUCCCUCCAUCCUGCUCUUUGUCCUCCUGCCUGCGAUGUGCUGCUGCCUGUCCCGUUUGUAGGGGCUGUCCCAUGCCUGGGUCUGGCGGUGGCAGCUGUGGCCUUCUCCCUCCUGCUGUCGUGCUGCUCAGCAAUGUGAUACCUUCAAGGGUCUGGACAGACUUAGAAGGCAAGGAAGGGGCACAACUGGUUUGCUUUCAUGCUUUGGGGGAACGUGGAGGUCCCCUGUAUUUGCCCUACGAAGGGCCUGAGUCUGCCUCCCCCUCUGCCCAGUGCCAUGAGUGCUGCUGGCCUGGCUGCCAGGAGGGAUGAGGCUCUGGGACAGCCCUGCUCCCUCUGGGCUGUGAGUGGUGCCUGGUGGCAGCACAAGCUCUCUGGGAAGGGAGACUCUGGCCUGAACUGUGGCUCAGCGCCCACCGAUCUACCAGAACAGUUGAGUCUCUGCUCCAGCGCUCCCUGCCCUUCUUCUUUCCUCUUCUGGGUACUCAGAGAUGUGCCUUGGGCUGGGGCAGCCCCUUCCCCAUGCCCAGGGCCAAGCACGGUACAGUAUGAACAUGCUCAACCCUGCUGCUGUUGGUGCUGGCGCCUCGGCGCCCUCUCCUCCUGCCACACCGUGGCUUUCACCAGGCAACUGUUGCCUCCUUUGGUCUUUCUUGUGUUUGCGAUUUUUAUAUGAUGGAGAUUAAAUGUAUUUUGCUCCUUGGGGGUCUGUGUUGCCCUUGCAGCCCCUCUGCCAGACCUUACUCACCAUCAGUUCAUCUCCCUGACUCCUCUCCUUCCCCUCUGCCCGCUGGAGUCCCCAGCAGCCUCCCUGGCCACUGCUCACCCCUUGCCCUGCCCUACCCACCGGGUUUUAUAAAAACAACACCAAUCUCCUUGUUUUUAUUUAUAAACAUAGUUUUAUUGGA